Achroia grisella is the source of this 2263-nucleotide messenger RNA. It is a transcript of the gene GlcT, whose product is annotated as ceramide glucosyltransferase. Gene Ontology annotation, biological process: glucosylceramide biosynthetic process. NCBI's taxonomy places the organism in Eukaryota, Metazoa, Arthropoda, Insecta, Lepidoptera, Pyralidae. The record is from RefSeq and is a predicted model, not a curated record. Gene Ontology annotation, cellular component: membrane. Gene Ontology annotation, molecular function: ceramide glucosyltransferase activity. The coding region runs from base 286 to 1488 and encodes 400 amino acids. The transcript has a single exon.
AGUACGAAUCCGCUUGGGCGUUUAGAAUUACUGAACUUGAUAUGUAUACAAUUCAAAUUUGCUUUACACAACAUUCUUAUGCCUAACGUGAUAAGAAAAUGGUGAAUCACAUAGCAGAGCGCAUACCUUGGAACUACUCGACAUACGUACUUGAAUUCGAGUCGAGUCAAUUCAGUCAGUCUCCCUUACGUUAGCGUUCUAGUUGUACGUUUCUCGCGGGUUCCAACGGAAAUUUGUCGAUAUUAUGUGGUCCGAACGAAGUAAUCGCUUAUCAAAUUUACAAUUAUGAUGCCUAUGGUAUAUACGGUGUAUGGUUUUGCCAUAUUUUUUAUGAUCGCGUGGGUGUGUCUGUGGUUAAUACACAUAAUGGCUCUGUCGUAUUCGAAGUGGAAGUUAUACAGAACAGUGGACCGGUCUUCGCCUGAACACCCAUACACGGGUGUAACAAUAAUAAAGCCGCUUACUGGCAUCGACCCGAACUUGUUAUCGAACCUCGAGACCUUUUUCACGCUGGACUAUCCAUCAUAUGAGAUACUGUUCUGUGUGGAGAGCGAAGAAGAUCCGGCGGUGAUGUUAAUACAACAGACGCUUCAACCGAAAUAUCCCCAUGUAGACGUGAAACUUUUCAAAGGCGGGAAACGAGUAGGAGUGAACCCUAAAAUAAAUAAUAUGCAACCCGCAUAUUUAGCGGCGAAGUAUCCGCUCGUGCUCGUGAGUGACGCUGGCAUCCGAAUGCGCGAGGACACAUUACUGGAUAUGGUGCAGCAUAUGCGUGACGACGUAGCGAUAGUGCAUCAGAUGCCGUUUGCGUGCGAUGCCGAAGGUUUCGCGGCGGUGUACGAGAAAGUGUACUUCGGGACGGCGCAGGCAAGAAUGUAUCUGUGCGCGGAUUUCCUAGGCAUCAAUUGUCAUGUGGGGAUGUCGUCACUGGUGCGAAAGGAGGCUUUAGACGAGGUGGGUGGUCUCGCGGCCUUCGCCGACUAUUUAGCGGAGGACUACUUCAUGGCGCAGGCGAUAGUGUCCCGUGGCUGGCGGAUGCGGGUGGCGUCGUUGCCGGCGUUGCAGAACGCGGGCUCGCGGUCAGUGGGAGCGCUGCGGGCGCGGCUGACGCGGUGGGCGAGGUUGCGUAUCGCGAUGGUGCCCACCACGACAAUGCUGGAGGUGCUCAGUGAAUGUUUGCCGCUCGGGGCCGGCGCCGCGUGGGCCGCUGGCCAACUGUUCGGCACGGAACCGUUACCGUUUUUCUUAGUGCAUGUGUUAGUGUGGUUUCUGUCGGACUGGUUGAUGCUGCGGUCGGUACAGAAUGGCUCGCCGCCGUUCACCAAAGUGCAGUUCCUGCUGGGGUGGGUGUGGAGCGAGUGCUGUGCGCCGUUCGUCCUGGCCACGGCGUUGUUUAGUCCGGAAAUCUCGUGGCGGACUCGCUGCUACCGUUUGGAUUGGGGUGGCCGUGCCCACGAACUCAAGCCACCUCAUACACAAAAGCUUUAAUUUGGUGAAUGUUUACAUAUUUUAAUGUAAAAAUGUUUAAUGCUCGCUCGUGUGUGGAUGUGAAUGGGUGAAUUUGUAAUGAUAAGUUUUUAUUUUAAUUCCUAUUUUAUAAUUUGUCAAUGAGUAUAAAUGCUCACAGAUAUUAUUUUAGAAAAAGAAAUGUACAAUUUUUAUGUUAAUUACAUCCAACGUUUUGAUUUUACAACAAUUUGCCAAUAUGGUCUGCUGAAAAUGCCAUUCAUAAACAAAAGUACAAUGUAUCUAUGUUAUCACUAACAGAUAUUAUCAUAACACCUUGUUUAUUGACAGUAUGUUUGAACACAAAUCAUUCACUUAUCAAUUGAGAUUCUGAACAUGCAACAUCUGGUAUACUACUUAUUUCAAUGUUAAUGUAGAAGGCUUAUCAAUUGAGAAUCAGAAUAUAUGGAUUCUCUGAUAUGUUACUUAAUUUCAAUGUUAAUAUAGAAAUUCAAUGCCAAAAGUUACUUGUGAAUGAAAAGUGACUAGUAAGAAAACUUAAAAAGUGGGUAUUAAAGAAUAUCCACAUAACAAUUAUAUUAAAACACAUCUAGUAGUGUCAUUUAUGAGUACUGAAGUUUGGAAAUACUUUAUUGAAGCCAAAUUAUACCAAUUACUAGCUGUAUUUCUCUUCCACCAUAUCUGAGAAAUUGAUCGGAUUGCACUAGAUUUUAUUAGAUUUUAUUACAUCCAAAUGCAACUAGGGAACAUGUGUAUUGGUUACAUAGGUUUUCCCCUUCGAUCGAUCCCUCCAAUU